AAUAGCUAUAUAAUUUUUAUAAUAGAUAUAAUUACUAUUUAUUGAAAAAUCAUGGUGAUGAUGCAGUUAUUAAUUAGUCCUAGCAUUGUUUUUUUGGAAUCAAAUUUGAUUUCAAAUAUAGAAAUAUAUAUUUGGGGAAAGUUUUAACAUGGUAUAUUUUUGUAGAUGACAAAUUACAACUUUUUAAACAAAAGCAAAUAAAAGAAAAUGCAAUUUUACCGCCGGACAUCAAAAAUAGUAAAUCGGAAGAAAAAUCAAAAAAUAAUUCAGAUCCAUCAGAAAUUUGUUCAUCAACAGAGCUAUUAGAAAAAUCAAUGGACUUAAAUUGUCCAUCUAAAGCAUAUAUUCAAGGUUUUACUGUGGAAAUAUGCACUGAAUGGGAGAGGUCAACAAACCAGAAAACGAAGUUUGGGAAACUGUAGCAAUUAAUUCUUUGGGGUUAUCUGAAGAAACCCCACGAAAUGAACAACGAAUAAAAAAGUCGCAGCCAUUGUCAUCAGCUGACAUAUUAAAAGAAUCGUCUUUGUGCACUAUAUCUAAUAGAAAUAUAUAGAAUAGGAUAUAUAAAAAUGCAGAAUAUUAACCCUAGCUGUAUAAAAAACUCGACCGCAAUUGAACCCAAAGUAACCAAUAAUACUUUGUAUACCACGGAUGCAAGCAAAAUAAAUUCUACAAUUGAAACUCAAUCAGAAGACUUUUCGUCCGAUUGUCUACCACCUGACUCAAAUGGUAUGGUAAUACACAACGUUUCUGGUUACACAUCCGUAAAAAACCCACAAAAACUACAGGAAACAGGAUCAACUAGCGGAAUUAGGUCGCCGCUAUUGUCAUUGGACAGAUUAGAAGAAUCGUCAUGGAGAGCAAUAUCUAAUAGAAAGUCCCCUGAAAUGCGGACUACAGAUCAAUUCCACUUCAAAAACUCAACGGCAAUUGAACCACAAGAAACCAGUGACUGUGUAGGUUUUACGGAUAUAAGCACAAUAAAUUCUACAAUCGAAACUUUGCCAGGAAACUCUACGUCAGAGUUUCUACCCCCCGAUUCUAGCAACAACAACAAUAGCACAAAUGUGAGCUCCUUCAUAGAGGUUAUACCUAAACCAGUAAAAGUCGAUGUUUUGACAGUACCAUUUUCGAAGCAAAAAUCAAAGCAACAUUUCUGUGUGUUUUGCAAAACCUUACAAUGUAAGAUUGCUCGACACUUUUGUUUGAGGCACAAAAAGGAGAAUAUGGUUAAAAUGGCAAUGGCCUUACCAAAAGGAAACCGAAAACGCAGAGAAAUAUUUGAUAAGCUCCGAAAAAAAGGAGAUUUUAUACAUAAUACCGCUCAUGAUAAAAAUACAGGUUCACUUAUCGUUACAAGACGACAACAAUCAGAAGCAUACCAUAAAGCAGACCACUACGUAUGCUGCGUCCACUGUAAAGGGUAUUAUAGCAUCACUUCGGCAAGAACUCAUAUUAGUAAAUGCUCUAAUAAAAAAAAUAAACGGAACAAUUUCAUUGAAGGUAGGAAAAUCACUCAAUACGUACACGAAUUGGCAAACACAGAAAUCAAAACAGCGAUUUUUCCCGUUCUACGAAACGAUGAAAUUACGAAGGCCAUUCGGUACGACGAACUAAUAAUUAGAUACGGCAACAGGUUAUCCGAAAAGUUACCUGAUAUUCACCACCAUGAUCAAAUCCGAGCGAACAUGAGACUCUUGGGUCGAUUCAAAAUUGAGUGCAUAAAAUUACAUCCUGAAAUAAAGGAGUUGAAGGAAAUUUUUAAGCCACAUUAGUUUGAUAUGACAAUUGAAGCAUUACGCAAAACUGCAAAGUGGGAGUUUGGUCGGGGGUUUUCUACUCCAGCAGUUGCCACCAACUUAUCAGGUUCGUGGGAACAUACAAAAGAAUGAGUUCAUAAAAAAUCAAAAUAUUGAUAUGAAAGACCUUCUGGACAAUUUUGUUUCAUUGUGGGUUGAAGAGACUCCCACUCAAAUAAAUAAAACAGCUAUUGAAGAUAGAGAAAACAAAAAAAGAUCUAAGAAGGAAGAUUUGCCAAACAAAAAAGAUAUCAAACAACUUUAUGAUUUUCUAAGAACCAAAAUGGUAUAUUCUAUAGCUACAUUAACUAAACAAUUUAUCUUUGAUACUACUCUAAUAUGUCUACAAGUGUUCAAUCGACGACGAGCCGGUGAGAUCGAGAGAAUAACUAUUGAAAACUACAAUAAGAAGGAAACUAUUACUGACAAUAUAGAAGCUGGAUUUCUUGAUAAUAUUUCUAACCAAUCUUUUGAAUUCGCUAAACAGUAUGUAAGAAUUACCCUAAGAGGCAAAUUAGGACGUAGUGUCAGCAUAUUGCUGGAUCCUUUAAGUAGAAAGGCAGUUGACCUUAUAUUAAAGCAUCGCAAUAGUGCCGGAAUCCCGAAAUCAAAUCACUAUAUUUUCGCGGCUCCCGGAUCAUCAGGAAUAUCAAAAAAAUAUAUAAGAGCUUGCCCGUUAUUACGCAAGUUUGCCUUAGAGUGUGGGGCUACUAUUCCUCACACAUUAAGAGGAACUAAAUUAAGGAAGCAUAUAGCAACGUAUACAGCUUUGCUAAACGUUGAAGAAGCCACAGUGGAUAAGCUAGCAAAUUUUCUUGGUCACCAUAAGGAUAUACACAAAAGUAUUUAUAGAGUAUCGGUACCAAUGGCGGAAAUCACUACAGUGUCGAAGAUUUUGCUGUCAGCUGCUGGUUGUAGGAAUGAGGAAAACUCCGAAAAUAAUAGUUUUGAUAAUCUUCGUGGAAACAUAACUUCCGAAUCUGAGUCAUCAUCUGAUGAAUCAGACAAUAUUACAUAUGGCGCAAAUUUGGUAAAAAAGAAAAUUGGUAGUAAGUAUAAUAGGAAGACUAGUAGUACCUACAAUAAGAAACUUGAUAGUAAGUAUAUUGAGUAGAAACUAUAACUAAGCUUGCGUAGACUUAUGUUUCAAAAUACACAGUGGUUAAUUUACCGAAAACCAUGACCAAAAUCAAAUGCAUUAUGAUCUAGCUUUAAUUUUUUUUUGUAUUCCUGAUUUUAUAUUUCAUUUCACUUAACCCUCCUACUGAGUAUUAAUGUGGCCUUUUUGGUCCACUGUGUGGAUAAGCUAGCAAAUUUUCUUGGUCACCAUAAGGAUAUACACAAAAGUAUUUAUAGAGUAUCGGUACCAAUGGCGGAAAUCACUACAGUGUCGAAGAUUUUGCUGUCAGCUGCUGGUUGUAGGAAUGAGGAAAACUCCGAAAAUAAUAGUUUUGAUAAUCUUCGUGGAAACAUAACUUCCGAAUCUGAGUCAUCAUCUGAUGAAUCAGACAAUAUUACAUAUGGCGCAAAUUUGGUAAAAAAGAAAAUUGGUAAUACUUCUUGCGGAAAAACAAAAAAAUGCCGGUGGACAAUCGAUGAGCAAGAAGCUUUGACUGCUGAAUUUGGGGAUAUUUUUUCAAUGGAAAAGUUGCCAUCUCUCAAGGAGUGCAUGAGGGUCGUGUCUGAAAAUGAAGUGCUAUGCUGCAGAACCCCAGCACAAGUAAAAACG
This is a messenger RNA of Musca domestica (house fly), 3528 nucleotides long. RefSeq lists its product as uncharacterized. NCBI's taxonomy places the organism in Eukaryota, Metazoa, Arthropoda, Insecta, Diptera, Muscidae. The record is from RefSeq and is a predicted model, not a curated record. The transcript is spliced from 2 exons. The coding region runs from base 570 to 1775 and encodes 401 amino acids.